Messenger RNA from Verticillium alfalfae VaMs.102, 2535 nucleotides. RefSeq lists its product as hypothetical. NCBI's taxonomy places the organism in Eukaryota, Fungi, Ascomycota, Sordariomycetes, Glomerellales, Plectosphaerellaceae. The coding region runs from base 1 to 2535 and encodes 844 amino acids. The record is from RefSeq and is a predicted model, not a curated record. The transcript has 4 exons.
AUGCAUACUGUCCUCGACAUAAUCCAUGCGGCCGAUAAGGUCUCUGACCAUAUUGGGGAUGCUCAUGCUCGUUCGGGCAGUGCUCCUGACCUUUCGCCUAAAGAGCAUGUUGAAAGCAUCAUCGCCAAGAACCGGGUUCUCAAACUCAUCUCUCGCCAGAUCAAAGAUGUCGAGUCUGCUCUGAAGUCCUCUGUUGCUAUGGAUGCCGCCGACGUCGAACCAGAGCUGGUAGCAAUGGACGUUGCCGACGAUACCAACAAGCCUCCAGGCGAUGUGAUCCGAGAGGGCAUGUCUGGAAAGGAUUCCGGACUUGGCAAGCAGAACCCUUCACUCGAGAAGAUGGCCGAGAACAUCGGACCUAUCGUCGACACCUUCAAAGACAUUCUGACCAAGCCGUACCUGAAGAACUACAACGCAAUGCUCAACACAAUUCCCAUCGUCGGGCUAAAGGGUGACAACAUCAUGUACACCGAAACCAAGAGCCGCGGCGUUCUCGGCGUAGAGGAGGAUUGGUCGGUCUUUGGCCGCAUCCCCGAUAAUGUCAACAUCGACAGCAGCAAAGCCGUUCAUUUCUUCCCUUACAAGGGAGACUUUUGCAUGUCCAUCGGUACCGCCAUCUGGCGCAGGAAACAUCGCGAUGACAGGGACCCCGAGGUCAAGAAGGCAGUUGAUAACUGGCCGAAACUGUACGUCGAGUCCUGGGAAAAGGUUGGCGACAACUGUCUUCCGGUUGGCAACGCCUGGAGUAUCCUCCCGUUUGCACGUCUCUCCGGCAAAGACAUUCGAUUCCAUCUCGUCAUCCUGGGACAGGAUGGUCGCCUGCUAUCUCUGAACGGCGACCUUGCUGGAAGCAACAACUCGUUCACGGAGCUCAAGAACAGCUCCGACGCAAAGAACAAGGCAGCGGCUGCUCUCAGUAUCAAGCAGGCGGCCUACUUCAAUGGAAACAUUGUGGCCUAUGACAGUGGCAGUAACACUUGGAAUCUUGACGUGGAUUUCGAUGCUUCAACCUUCACUGCCGCGGACCAAAUGGCCGUAGACCCACUCUUUGAGCUGACCGCCACUGACAUUGGUCCCGUCGCUGUUCAGAGCGACGGCUGGAUCUAUCGUCGCCGCCUCGAGACGGUCAAUGAUCCAUCAGACAAGACCGCCAAGAACGACAAGAAGGCUGGUUGGCAGCGGUGGAUCCAACAAAAGGGCGUCACGCACCUCGGUGUGGCUUCCCCUGGUGUGAUGUUGGACCUGGAGACACUGACGGGGUCUUUGCGAGACCGUUACAUGGACACUCAGAAGUGCAUUUACCCUGUUGUCAGCAAGCUGCAGACAUUUGCUACCAACCAAGAGCUUUUCCUCAAGAAGCAACUUGAAACGGCUGAAGAGUAUCAGAAGAACGAGGACAGCGCGGCGAAGCAAAAGAUUGCCAUCAAGGAAGCAAAAAAGCUUGUCCUGCAGACGAAGAUCUGGGCCACAAUCAUGCGCAAGCAGUCUAGCUCUGUCAAAGACACCGUCAACGGCAUGGGUACCGAUCUGUCUUCGGUUCGUACUCAGCUCGACCAACAGCUCAUUGUUCUUCGCGAUAAGCUUGUCUCGCUUCAAGCUCAGAUCAAGGCCACAAAGGAAGCCAAGGCAAAGAUGGAUGCUGCCUUCUGGGGUUCCAUUGGUGUUAUGCUUCUCGGCAUCGGUCUUGCAGUUCUCGGCGCUGUGACUGGUGUUGGUGUCAUCGCCUUGGGCAUUGUCGGCGGCGCGUUGUUUGUCGGCGGACUUGUUGCGGCUUGCCACUUUGGCAGCGAGUCGGCAAAGCUUGCUGGGCAGAUCGAGGACUUGGAAGCAGAGGCGAGAGGUGUACAGCAAGCCAUCACUGACAUCAAGUCAGUGGCGGACAGGUUUGGUGACCUCGAGAAGAUGUAUGAGAAUCUUAACAUGUUUUGGGGGCGUAUGUUCAAUGCCGCCUCGAGUCUUGGCGGCAUGAACGAGGCCACAGCGCUCCAGAUUGGCGCGGGCGUUCUUGAGGACACAACAUCCAUCGAGGCUUCGAUCAGUGUUGUGACCAAGAUGAAGAACGGCUGCGCGACCUACCUUGCUGUCUUGAACAGAACCGGCAUCAAGAUUCCCCGAGAUGAUUCUGACGACGACUCGGACAAUGACGACGAUGAAGCCGCCGACGUUGAGCUGCAGUCACUCGAGACUUCGCCCGUCGACCCCGGAUUCAAGAACCUUGUCCUCUUCAACAAGCAGGUCGAUAUCGCCACGCAAGCUUUGGAGAACGAUCAGUUCACCGAAUGGGAAUUGCGCCCGAAGCCGUUGCCCAAGUCUUGGACGAAGCUCGCCAGCGGGAGGGCGCCGAGGCGGCGGACAUAUUCGGUGAUCUUGCCAACUUCGCCCGCUUCACACCUCUCGGCAUGGCCGUCGGAAUGGUCGAAGAGGCUGUGUCACGCGAUGUUGACCUUGAGUCAGCGCCUCAAGAUGAACAGAGGGAAUCAGGUGACAUCUUUGGAAUUUUGGCCGAUUUUGCGAGGGUCAGUCCCGUCGGUAUGA